UGUUGCACACAACAUUCUGACACAGGACUCAAGAUGGCAUUGUUGCUCCUACUGGUGAUGCUGACAGCAUGUGCUGCUCUUCCUCAAGAUCUAUCAGGUAAAAUGUUCACCUUCCCACAACAGAGCAUCUCAGCUCAGGUGAGGCUGACAACAUCAAGACAGUAUCUGAGGGAUGUGACCGUCUGUCUCAGGUAUUUUACAGACCUCCGUAGAGAUUACAGUCUUUUCUCUUUGGCCACACCCUCUGCUUCCAAUGAAUUUCUGAUUUUCAAGACGGGUGCAAGCGAUAGGAUUGAUCUCUAUAUCAGGAAUAGUGCUGCAGACUUCGUAGGGCAGGACAACAAUCUGAACACAUGGCACUCAGUUUGUGCCACAUGGGAUUCUGCAUCUGGACUGGGGCAGCUGUGGUUAGAUGGAAAGCCCUCAAGUAGGAAAUUCAUCAGCUCUGGAUCCGACAUCAGCGGGCCCAUCAUAAUUGUUUUAGGACAGGAGCAGGAUUCCCAUGGCGGAGGCUUUGACAUUAAUCAGUCUUUUGUUGGCAUGCUGUCUGACGUCCACAUGUGGGACUACACCCUUUCCCCAUGCAUGAUCAAGCGGUAUAUGGAUAAACUGAACUUCACCGCGGGAAAUUUGCUCAACUGGGGGAAACUGGAGUUCCAGACUGUAGGGAGGGUGCUGAUAGAAAAUAAACAAGAGUCCAACUGUUAAACUUUUCAGGUUAAACAAAAAAGUGAAAUUAAAAAAAAAAAAAAAGAAGAAAAAAACUCCUAAAGAUUGUUUAUCUUUUUCUAAAGAUCUGUUGUUGAUAUUAUUAUCUUUUGCAGUAUUUGUUCAUCAUAUUAUUGCAAAAGAGUGACUUUUCUCUUUUUUUAUGUACUUAAUGUGCAAUCAUAAAUCCAUCCAUACUGUAGAGGAAAACAAAGUUCAAUUACAUCAGUUUAUGUUAUUUUUUCCAAAGAACAUUAUUUCUAUAGGGGCGGCACGGUGGUGUGGUGGUUAGCACUCUCACCUCACAGCAAGAGGGUUGCCGGUUCGAUCCCGGGCGUGGGAGCCCUUCUGUGCGGAGUUUGCAUGUUCUCCCCGUGUCAGCGUGGGUUCUCUCCGGGCACUCCGGCUUCCUCCCACAGUCCAAAGACAUGCAGACUGGGGACUAGGUUAAUUGGUGACUUUAAAUUGUCCGUAGGUGUGAAUGUGAGCGUGAAUGGUUGUUUGUCUCUAUGUGUCAGCCCUGCGAUAGUCUGGCGACCUGUCCAGGGUGUACCCUGCCUCUCGCCCGAUGUAGCUGGGAUAGGCUCCAAGUUUUGAAGUAAAGUUGUAUUGUGUUUAAUAACUUCUGUAGAUCAACAAUGAAAUGUAAAAAAGAACACUGUAAAUAAUAAAGUGAAUAUCAUGUAAACGCUCUAA
This is a messenger RNA of Epinephelus fuscoguttatus (brown-marbled grouper), 1404 nucleotides long. Its product is annotated as mucosal pentraxin-like. The record is from RefSeq and is a predicted model, not a curated record. NCBI's taxonomy places the organism in Eukaryota, Metazoa, Chordata, Actinopteri, Perciformes, Serranidae. Bases 34 to 708 code for a protein of 224 amino acids. The transcript is spliced from 5 exons.